CCGUAGCUCGUUUAGAAGUCAAUAUGGCGCUUCUUGCUGAGGGUCCCACGUGCUGUUUCCGGCUGGGCUCGGCAACCAGAGUGCCAGUCGCAGCUGGAUGCAAGUUUUUCUAGAAUUACUACGCGAGGAGCCAACCUACAGCCAACAUGUCCAGCAGACACAACAACAAGCUGCCCAGCAACUUGCCGCAGUUACAGAAUCUGAUUAAGCGGGACCCGCCGGCCUACAUCGAAGAGUUUCUCCAGCAGUAUAAUCACUACCAAUCCAAUGUGGAGAUUUUCAAGUUACAACCAAAUAAACCCAGCAAAGAACUGGCAGAGCUAGUGAUGUUUAUGGCACAGAUUGGUCACUGCUAUCCAGAACAUCUAAGUAACUUUCCUCAAGAGCUCAAAGAUCUUCUCUCCUAUAAUCACACAGUCUUAGAUUCAGAUCUUCGAAUGACAUUUUGCAAAGCUUUGAUCUUGCUGAGAAAUAAGAAUCUCAUCAGUCCAUCAAGUCUGCUGGAACUCUUCUUUGAACUUCUGCGUUGCCAUGAUAAGCUUCUGCGAAAGACUUUAUACACACAUAUUGUGGCUGAUAUUAAGAAUAUAAAUUCAAAACACAAGAACAAUAAAGUGAACAUAGUACUACAGAAUUUCAUGUACACUAUGCUGAGAGAUAGCAAUGCAACUGCAGCCAAGAUGUCUUUGGAUGUGAUGAUUGAGCUCUACAGAAGGAACAUCUGGAAUGAUGCCAAAACCGUCAAUGUUAUCACGACGGCGUGCUUCUCUAAGGUCACCAAGAUAUUGGUUGCUGCUCUUACAUUUUUCCUUGGGAAAGAUGAAGAUGAGAAAAAAGAUAGCGACUCAGAAUCUGAGGAGGAAGGACCCACAGCAAGAGACCUGCUCGUGCAAUAUGCUACAGGGAAGAAAAGUGCCAAAAAUAAGAAGAAGUUGGAAAAGGCAAUGAAAGUGCUCAAGAAACAAAAAAAGAAGAAAAAGCCAGAGGUGUUUAACUUUUCAGCAAUUCACUUGAUCCAUGACCCCCAAGAUUUUGCAGAAAAACUACUCAGGCAGCUAGAGAACUCUAAGGAGAGGUUUGAAGUGAAGAUGAUGCUUAUGAACCUCAUCUCCAGAUUGGUGGGAAUCCAUGAGCUUUUUCUCUUCAAUUUCUACCCCUUUCUCCAAAGGUUUCUGCAGCCCCACCAGAGAGAAGUAACAAAGAUCCUCCUGUUUGCUGCACAAGCAUCUCAUCAUCUUGUACCUCCAGAGAUCAUUCAGUCAUUGCUUAUGACUGUGGCAAACAAUUUUGUUACUGACAAGAACUCUGGGGAGGUCAUGACAGUAGGUAUCAAUGCUAUAAAGGAGAUAACAGCUCGGUGUCCUCUAGCCAUGACUGAGGAGCUUCUCCAAGACCUGGCUCAAUAUAAGACCCACAAAGAUAAGAAUGUAAUGAUGUCUGCUAGAACUUUGAUCCAGCUCUUCCGGACGCUGAAUCCUCAGAUGUUACAGAAAAAAUUCCGGGGCAAACCUACAGAAGCUUCUGUAGAAGCAAGAGUACAAGAAUAUGGUGAAUUAGAUGCUAAAGAUUACAUUCCAGGAGCAGAGGUUCUGGAAAUUGAGAAAGAAGAGGAUGCUGAAAAUGAUGAAGAUGGGUGGGAAAGUACCAGUCUCAGUGAAGAGGAGGAAGCUGAUGGUGAAUGGGUUGAUGUGCACCACUCUUCCGACGAAGAGCAGCAGCAAGAGAUUUCCCAGAAACUAAGCAGCAUGGACACGGAGGAGCGGAAGGCCAAGGCUGCAGCUGUCAGCACCAGUCGAGUCUUGACUCAAGAGGACUUCCAGAAAAUCCGCAUGGCCCAAAUGAGGAAAGAGCUCGCUGCCGCCCCAGGGAAAGCCCAAAAGAGGAAAUACAUUGAAAUAGACAGUGACGAGGAGCCCAGGGGUGAAUUACUGUCUCUUCGAGACAUUGAACGUCUUCAUAAAAAACCUAAGUCUGACAAGGAGACACGACUAGCAACUGCAAUGGCUGGAAAGACAGACCGAAAGGAAUUUGUGAGAAAGAAAACCAAAAUGAAUCCAUUUUCCAGUUCCACAAAUAAAGAAAAGAAAAAACAGAAGAACUUUAUGAUGAUGCGAUACAGCCAGAAUGUUCGGUCCAAAACCAAACGGUCCUUCCGAGAAAAGCAGCUAGCACUACGAGAUGCACUUUUGAAAAAGAGGAAAAGAAUGAAGUAAAUUCCAAGCAAGUUUUCCAUUCCAAGGAGAACGCUAAAUUUGUGCAGUUAUUCUGAAACGUAGUAAAUGUAGUAUAUUUAUUUAUGUUAAAAAGCCCCCAAAGUACUAUAUUGUGUAGCAGUUGGUGUUUUUAAUUUGGGAUGGGUAAGAUGAGAAUGUUUGAAAUGUAACUAGUGGUAUAAAAUGAUUGUAACAUUCAUGCGUUUUAACAUUGAGUGCCUAUUAAUUGUCACUGUACAUAUAAAAUUGAAUGAGCCAUAGCUCCUUCACUCCAGGUGUUUGGAGGGGCAAAGUGUGUAUAUAUGUGUGUGUUCACAGGGCAGUGUAAAUAGUUCUCCGGUGGAAGUAGGUCCGCCUGGAAUGUGUGUGGGAGCACUGAGGCCUUACAGACUAACUCUACCAAGAUGUGAGUUAGCCAUUCUCUAAAUACAGGACCAUGUUACAAGAGUAAGAGAUUCUUACUUGUAAAUAGGCUUACCUGCUGAAAACAGGUCCCCGCUGUACAGAUUUUACACAGAUAAUUUAGCUGUGUUAAUCAAGUUAUUUCAGUAUUUUUUUCAAUGCUAUAUAAAUGCUUUUUGGGUAAGACUUUACUUUUAAAAUUGCCUUAAGUAUAAGUAGUAAUUUUGAAACUUCUUUAUGUUUAUCAUUGAGCUGCCUACUUUUUAUAUUGGUUUCCUCAGCCUCACAUUGUUUUGCUUUGUCCUCAAUAAAAGAUCUCUGAAGUCCAA
Cavia porcellus (domestic guinea pig) is the source of this 2944-nucleotide messenger RNA. It is a transcript of the gene Sdad1, whose product is annotated as SDA1 domain containing 1. NCBI's taxonomy places the organism in Eukaryota, Metazoa, Chordata, Mammalia, Rodentia, Caviidae. Gene Ontology annotation, biological process: ribosomal large subunit biogenesis; ribosomal large subunit export from nucleus. Bases 147 to 2213 code for a protein of 688 amino acids. Gene Ontology annotation, cellular component: nucleolus. The transcript is spliced from 22 exons. The record is from RefSeq and is a predicted model, not a curated record.